Molecule: messenger RNA, 798 nt
Organism: Lodderomyces beijingensis
Lineage: Eukaryota; Fungi; Ascomycota; Pichiomycetes; Serinales; Debaryomycetaceae
Source: the annotation of a GenBank genome assembly
AUGGAAACAAAUUAUAGGUCUUACCAGCAGGUGUUGAACAUUUCAGUCAAGCCCGCGGCAGCAGCAGCAGCAGUAGCGGUUUCGCAAGUAUCAACAGCAGAUUCGAAGCAUGCGAAAAAAAUCACAAAGCCGAAAAAAGCUACACUUGGUAACACUGCUAGAAGGACCACCUCCGCCAUCAAACGAAGAACAAAGACUGGGUGCUAUACAUGUCGCAAGAGGAAGAAGAAGUGUGAUGAGGACAAGGUGAAUGGCAAAUGUCAGGCUUGCACGAGAAACUUUUUGGAGUGCUGUUGGCCCGAGGCCAAGCUAAUCACGGCUGAGCCUCCUAUGGAAAUGAUGGACCAGAGCAAACUCGAUGCUACGCCAACGGCCGAGUUGUCGUUGUCGUCGUCGUCAUCGGCAAAAAACCUCGCUCCUAUCAAGAAAUGCCACAUCAAGGACUUGUUGGCGUCGCCUCCAGCCUCGCCCGAACUACCACCCGUCGAAGCCAACCCAUACCCAAGUCCACGCCAAUCUCCGCUUUUCAAAGAGUCCCAGACCCGUUGCAGCCCCUUGGCUAGCUAUACCGACAUCAGUCUAAUGUCCUUGCCUCCGCUCUAUAAUGUCAACUACAAAUUACAAGCCAAGGACAGUAACGUUCGGGGCUCGAGUCUCGAAGAUAAUGCGGAUGCAUCGCGGGAUAUCCGCGCUGAUAACAGUCACGCGGCACCACCACCACCACCACCAUCGUACGGAUCAAAAUUCGUGAUCACAAGUUUCAAUUCUGAUAAAAAUUUAUGUGAUAUCAGAAACUAA